Molecule: messenger RNA, 1350 nt
Organism: Bactrocera latifrons
Lineage: Eukaryota; Metazoa; Arthropoda; Insecta; Diptera; Tephritidae
Exons: 2
Coding region: 100-1284 (394 amino acids)
Cellular component (GO): nucleus
Source: RefSeq, a predicted model, not a curated record
CUAAUUUCAUAUUCGGCGGCGAAACAUUCAAACGAAAACGGCAAGCAGAGAACGAGAAUUCACAAAAGUUUUAUUUGAAGGAGUUAUCUAAAACAUAAAAUGUUGACAAAAAACCAAAUUCGACACUUACACCUGGCUAUUACAUGUAUGGCUCGUGGUGUUGGUCGACGAUCUAAUCCUGGGAUCGGGCAUCAGCUCAGUAGCAUGGAAAGUGUUGAACAUUUAGAACAAGAUCCUGAAGGGUUCGGGAACUUGGAAUCGGAUUUUAUGACAACCAAUCAUAUGCAUCGUGAAUAUGAAUACGAAAUGAGUCAACAGCGUGAAAAAAUUCGCCACAUUAUGGUUAAACACAAAUACUUCCAUGAGACGAAGCUGCCGAAUUUGCUAACUUAUGCUGAGAAAGAGCAAAUGCGUACAUUGCAUUCACGUGACCCUGAGGAGUGGACAGCUGAUCGUUUGGCUGAAAGUUUUCCAGCUACACCGGAAGUCGUGAAGAAAAUAAUAACCGCAAAAUGGCAAGCGCGCAGUGAACAACGCAUACGCAAACACGAUGAAGUAGUUAUACAAAAUUGGGAAAAAUUCCGUUCAGAUCCACACUUAUUGAAAUUACCUCCCGAUUUUCAAGCUCACUUGCAAACGUUUGCCACGAGACGAACAGAAGACUUACUUUCAGUUUCCAGUGGCUUACCCCCUAAACCAGCUUUAUCGCGACCAACAAAACAAGAAUUUCUCUCCAUUAUUACAAGUUGUGACAAAUAUGCAAAAAAGGAAGAUGCACCAAAGAUCCCUUCGGGAAAUUCGCAAAUUAUGGAGAAAGUUCCAAAGGCCACAUCAGCUGAAGAAGAGACAUAUUUGCUACAAAAAGUAUACGACAAACGGAGAAUGCGCCUACAAGAGCUGAAAAAGUUUAAAUUAUCUCCAACCGAAUUAUCAGUUUGCUCUAGUGAGCUAACCAAUGACGAAAAUCAUACAGUUAAUCGAGAUGCGAUUGAACAGCAAUCAACUUCUAAAUUACACAACCCGAGCGGAACUGGAAUAAUUUCGAAGUCCCCACAUAAUAAUCCAUUCGCUGAUAUCAAUGCAAUCGAAAAAUAUGAAUGCAAUGAAAUUGUUAUCAGCGCUGAAGAUCAAAAACGCUUUGAAAUAACGCGCGUUAAAGAUCAUAUACAUAUUCCUCGCAAAGUAUGGCGCAAGGGUGGAACUUAUCGCGUAGAGGACGCGUAUUAUGAUGAUGAUGGGGAACUCCUAUAUCGUGUGCCAGGCAUGUCAAGAAAGAACAGAUAGAAGUUUUUCCUACACAAUAUAAAAAAAAGUUUUAUUACAAAAAAUAAAAAUUUAAUUUCAAUAUUA